GUUAGCAGGGUAGACUGAGAGGAAAGCCAGCGGAGAGUCAGAGCGCAGAGGGGGGGUGCCGCACACUUCUCGUCCAGCGUGGGACUAUUCUGUCAAAAUAACCAUAAUAAUAAUAAAAGUUGAGUGAACCAUAUUCGCCGAGAGCUACUAGGAUGCGAUCCAAAGCGACUUUCUUCACUCUUUUAUUUCGCUCGGACUUGACUGAGCGAUAGAGGAGUUUCGGGUAGUUUUUUUUUCCUCGCUCGUGCUUUACGCGAGCUGUCUGCAGCCGGGACGAAGUGAGUAUUUACAGGAGGCAGAUCAGUGUGGCUCCGGCGCUUUACUCCCUCUGUCCUGCUGUCACCCUACAUAAACCACAUGUAGCCCGGUUUUCGUCGUCCAGCCCAGAAAAACAAGACAACGCAAUGAGAGCUCAGAUCGAGGUCAUCCCCUGUAAGAUCUGCGGGGACAAGUCCUCAGGAAUCCACUAUGGAGUCAUCACCUGCGAAGGCUGCAAGGGUUUCUUCCGUCGCAGCCAGCAGAACAAUGCCAUGUACUCUUGUUCCCGCCAGAGGAACUGUCUGAUCGACCGGACUAACCGCAACCGCUGCCAGCACUGCCGCCUACAGAAGUGUCUGUCUUUGGGCAUGAGCAGAGAUGCGGUCAAGUUUGGUCGCAUGUCCAAGAAGCAGCGUGACAGCCUCUAUGCUGAGGUGCAAAAACACCAAAAGUCCCAGGAGUGUGUGGGCUCCGGAGGCGGGGGCUCUACCACUCUGUCCUUACCCAAGGAGGAAGGUGUCUGCGGCGGCGGCGAGGAGGACGGUGAAGAGGCUCUGAGCCGGUCCUACAGCACCGGGGGCUCCAGCUCUACCCUCAGCGACCUGGAUGACAUCGUGACGCUGCCUGACCUGUUUGACCUGCCGCUGACCCCCGAGGAGGCCAGCGAGUUCUGUAGCCUGGACCUGCUCAGCAGAGGGGCCAGCACAGGGAACACCUCCAACUCGUCGUCCUCUUCUUCCUCUUCCUCAUCCCUGUCCAAUCAGAAUUCCCCGCAGCAGACUAUGCUGGACGGGGCAGACAGCAACGGGAUCCAGCUCCUGGGACACAUGCUGGACCAUCUGCCUGAUGACUGCUCAAUAACAGACCUUGAGCGCAUCACUCAGAGUAUUGUAAAAUCUCACUUGGAGACAUGUCAGUACAGCGCUGAAGACAUGAACAGAUUCACCUGGGCACAGUACACACCUGAGGAAACCCGUGCUUUUCAAAACAAGUCAGCUGAGUGGAUGUGGCAGCAGUGUGCACACCACAUCACCAAUGCCAUUCAGUAUGUGGUGGAGUUUGCCAAACGCAUUGCUGGCUUCAUGGACCUCUGCCAGAAUGAUCAGAUUAUAUUGCUGAAAGCAGGCUGCCUGGAAGUCCUGCUGAUUCGCAUGUGCCGAGCUUUCAAUGUCAACAACAGCACCAUUUUCUUCAAUGGAAAGUUUGCCCCGGCUCAGUUCUUCAAAGCACUUGGGUGUGACGACCUGGUUAGCGCAGUGUUUGACCUGGGAAAAGGACUCUGCCGUCUACAGCUGUCAGACGAAGAGAUGGCUCUGUUUAGCGCUGCCGUCCUUCUGUCUCCUGAUCGAGCCUGGCUAACAGAAGGCCAAAAGGUUCAGAAACUCCAGGAGAAAGUCUACCUGGCACUGCAGCACAGUCUACAUAAGAGUGUUGAUUCUGACGAGAAACUGGAGAAGAUGGUGUCCAAGCUGCCCAUAAUGAAGUCUAUCUGUAACCUCCACAUUGACAAACUGGAUUUUUUCCGUUUGAUCCACCCAGAGACCGCCUACAGUUUCCCACCACUGUACCGGGAAGUGUUUGGCAGCGAGUUGUCCCUCCCGGACUCCACCGACAGCUAGACAGACAGGCAGGCAAACGAGAGAGAUGGAGAAAGUGUAUUAAGAGGUAGGGAAGCAAAAGGAGAGACAGAGUAGGAUAGAGAUGUUGAAGCUCAACAACCAGCAGUUAAAGAGACAAUCCAGAACUUUAAAUACUCCGUCUCCCAUGAUCCCAAAGUAGUCCUCCACUUUCCCAGCAGGCAAAAGCACCUUACACUACAGACCACACAUGCUCAUGGUCCUCUGCAUAUUUGUAGCAUUAGAAACAAGCGACUGAGCGUCAUAAAAAUAACACAGCUUACUAAGCAUGAGACGGCUCCAAGCUCUAACACUUUUCGAACAUCAGAUCCACUGUGGAUCGCCCAACCAGUUAUGAAUGUACCUCAUCGAUCAGCACCAGUGCACAAGCCAGAACCUAAAAGUGAAUGUACAACCCUGCCACUCUCAGACAGAGUUUUACGCAUAGUAUUAGAAAGAGGUCGUGUUGGUCAACAGGUCUCACUAUUAAUACAGCUGUCAGUCAAUAUUUCUCUCAAUACUAACACAUCUCAGUAUGGUACGCAUGCGUAUUCAUACAGACAAUAUCUUCGUACUGACCAUCACUUAGGGACCAAGAUCAUGAGUCAUUUUCUCUGAUAUAAAAAGAAACAAACAGAUGCGAUGUGACUCACGGCUUAGGCUGACCUCCUUAAUCAGUUGAGAACCAGUCUCACACACAUUUAGACAGUGUUCGGUGCUGCCUCUUUGCAGGCUCUUGUAAUGCAAUGAGAAACCUCAGUCCCACACACCCCUUCCCUUGUAAAUGCCACUUAGAGAGACAGGACAAGAUGAAAUUAUCUUUAAUUUAUAUACACAUUUAUAAACAAAUAUUUUAAAUAAGAAUGUAAAUAGAUGACUAUAUAAGUAUAUGGAGAGAGUUAAGAUGUGUGAGAGAAAGGGAGAGAAAAGAGGACAGUAAGAUGGAGAGAGGGGGGAGAUGGAUGCUUCAACGAAGGCUGAUAUUUGGACUCUUUGGACUAUUUCCUCUCUUGAUAGUACUCUCAGGUUUCCACGGCAACAACCCUGUCUUGUCCUGACCACAAACUAACCCAGCUGGGUUAGGUGCGGUCAUCACACAAGCAAUGGGGUGGACUCUUGCUGCCGAUGCCACACAGCAGGGGAGGCAGUGUACCCAAACAAAGGCGAAAUGGCAUUGCCUUUGUCCUUCAUUUUAACUGAAAGCUUUCAGAUUGCGCUAUUGCUGCCUUCCCCCCCUGCAUAAAGAGACAAAAGGACACUAAGGAAAAGAGAAAUCAAGGCAGAAGAUGACUUCUUGAACUGUAUAAUAAAAGGGGAUGCGCAGGUUCUUACCACCUGUUUCUAACCAGCAGUCAGGACAGUAGGUGUGGUAUAAUUGUCUUUCACUCAUAUUGUUUCCGUUGGCCAGAAUGACGAUGAUCCAUAAAAUGUAUCAUAAACCCUCCUCGCUGGUUGGAACAACUGUAUUAUUUUGUACAUUUGCUGUUCCUCUCUCCUUCAGUCCCAAGCACUUGUUGGAAUACCAAGCACUUAAACUUUCCUCUUUCUCACUGGACACUAGUCUAAGGCCAGACAGAGCUACCAGCUGCCCCCCUGAGUUGGGCCUCAACGCCAGUAAGACUUAAUAGUUCUCCAUCAAUCUGUUUGAUUGUUGUUGUUUUUUUUUAAUUCCAUAUCUCUCACACAAAGUCACCCAGAACUGUUUACACCUGUCAUGUACAUAAAUAACACACAUUCUGAAGGUUGUCAUAGCAUUGAGAUGAUGAUGAUGAUGAUGUCUUACUUGGGGUGCUGUGAAGUUUCUGAGCAGAGUCCGAGGACCUGCCGCCUGCCGCUCAGGGAGUUAGCUGUGAUCUCUUGUCCCUUUAUUGCCAGUGUCGUCUUUUAGCCUUGUGCUCCUCACACCUUUGCACCUAAGAUGAGACCCAUAACCAUAAUCACUGUGGAAGUAAGUUCUAUUUUUGUGAAUGUUACUCACAAAGUGUCAAAGCCCUUCCUGUUUGUCCUAAUAUUGUAACAUUAAAUUUACGUGACAUAGGAAUUUAAAAAAACAAAUCAGUUAGAGUUAAAGAUGAAUUUCAUUAUUGGGGUUUAAUGUUUCUUUUGCUGUGAUUUUCAUUUAUUCGUCAGUCUUUUAUCCACCUUUUUCUUCACGUGUCUCCACUUUUGUCUUGUAAAGUCAGUGAUCUAUUUUUUUUAAUUGAAGAAAGAUUAGGAAAAGUACAAACAAAAAAUAGUUUGUCUCCCUUUUCUUUACCUGUAUGACAAAAUGUACAAGAGGUAUAUUACUAGUCCAAGAGUAACAGUCACACAGCGCGAUAUAUAUUGUUGUCCAAUGGGAUACAUUAUAUGUGGUUUUAAGAAUGUAAUAAAUGGUUUCUUUUUCUUUUGAAAUGUU
This is a messenger RNA of Chelmon rostratus (copperband butterflyfish), 4272 nucleotides long. RefSeq names its product nuclear receptor ROR-beta-like. Gene Ontology annotation, molecular function: zinc ion binding; RNA polymerase II cis-regulatory region sequence-specific DNA binding; nuclear receptor activity. Bases 405 to 1877 code for a protein of 490 amino acids. Gene Ontology annotation, cellular component: nucleus. Gene Ontology annotation, biological process: regulation of transcription by RNA polymerase II. The transcript is spliced from 10 exons. Lineage: Eukaryota; Metazoa; Chordata; Actinopteri; Chaetodontiformes; Chaetodontidae. The record is from RefSeq and is a predicted model, not a curated record.